AUGUGGGCAACUCAGAGCAGGCAGAAAUCUUAUGCAGAUAAGAGAAGGAGACCACUAGAGUUCGAGACAAGAGAUCAUGUGUUUCUACGUGUGACAUCGACAACUGGAGUUGGAAGAGCUAUUAAGUCAAAGAAGUUGUCACCGAAGUUUUGUCGGACCUUGAGAAAGUAUGUUCCUAAUGCGACUCAUGUGCUAGAGGCAGAUGACAUCCAAGUUAGAGAGGAUCUCACUUUGGAUGUUGGACCAGUGCGGGCGUUAGAAAAGCAAACUAAAAACCUAAGAGGAAAAAAUAUACGCAUGGUGAAGGUGCUUUGGAAUGAGGGGACUCAGGAAAUGACUUGGGAGUUAGAAGAGCAUAUGAAGAAAGAGUAUCCGUAUCUUUUUCGGAAUAAAAACAUUUUCGAGGACGAAAACUUUUGA
Vigna umbellata (rice bean) is the source of this 420-nucleotide messenger RNA. RefSeq lists its product as uncharacterized. The record is from RefSeq and is a predicted model, not a curated record. Lineage: Eukaryota; Viridiplantae; Streptophyta; Magnoliopsida; Fabales; Fabaceae.